Messenger RNA from Seminavis robusta, 5717 nucleotides. Lineage: Eukaryota; Bacillariophyta; Bacillariophyceae; Naviculales; Naviculaceae. The record is from the annotation of a GenBank genome assembly.
AUGUCAGAAAAGGGGGGCUGGUUUUCCCCCGGAAGCCCAAAGAUCCACGCCGAACUAUUUUGAGCCAAUGCGAGAGGAUCUAAAGAACCGCAAGGAGAGCACCACACAACUCCAAUCGAGUGGAUAGAAAGCAAGCUUUUAGAAAGAGUUGAUCACCAAACGAACCAUGCAAGUCGAUUGGGAACUCUCGCAGUCUCUAACUUCUGACGGACAAGGCGUUCGUUGCGCUUGUAUCCUUCCUCCAGCAGUGGCUGAUGGCCCCGAUUCCUUUCGCGUAGUGACGGGCAAUCAAGGCGGUGGAUUGUGUGAAUAUGGAGUCCCUUCGGGCAAUAUCAACUUGAUAGCUUUCCAACACAAUCAUUCCGUGACGGCCCUUCUUUCAGCACCGUCAUCUUGCGCUGAUGAGAAUCACAAACAGAUUUACGCGAGUGGCUGCAAAGACGCUCAGAUUCGUUUGUUCAAUGGCACGUCUCAUGAGGUCACUUCCACCUUGACGGGUCACGAAAAACCCGUCACGUCGCUGGCAUGGUGUCCCAAACCAUCCGGCUCUGGUGGUUUCCCCUACUACUUGGUGAGCGGCUCGUGGGAUGGCACCGCCAAGGUCUGGGACGUGGAUCGCAAAGUUGUGGUGGCCACCAUGCCCAAUCACGAGAAUUCCGUAUGCGUCUAUGGGAUUUCCUCCUCGCCCGACAAGAACAAAAUUCAAGUGGCGACGGGUUCCGCAGGAGCCGCCCAAAACAAUCAAAUUUCGGGAUUCACGGUGCGACUUUGGCAAAUUGAUGUCGUCACGGGACAAGUGCAGAUGCUCCACAGCGUUGCCAAUGACCAUGGCGGACCCAUUCGUGAUAUUUGUGGAAUCACGGUCGAUGGCAAAAAUUACCUCGCCACAUGCUCCAAUGACGGGACCGUCAAACAGCGAGAAGAAGGAACUGGAAAAUCCACAUCCACUUUGACUCUCAUUCCAGAGCAGAGCGAUCAUCCGCCAAUGCUCCUCUCGGUCGUUUCGAUCGACAGUUUAUUGAUUGGAUCUGCGGAAGAUGGUCAUGUUGCUGUUUGGAAUCUAGAGGAACAGGUACAACCACAAGUCAUUUUGCAUACGGAAUGCGUUUGGAGGACCGUUGCCAUGCCAAAUGGAGACUUUGGAACCUGUUGCCAGGAUGGCACCUUGCGCAUUUUCACACGGGCCACCGAACGCAUGGCGCCAGAAGCAGAACGCCAAUCAUUUGUUGAUGAGGUUGCCAAAGCCAUGCAGAAAAAAUCCAGUGGACCCUCGGACGAAGAAGUGGCCAAGUUGCCAAAAUGGGAGGAACAACGACAACAAAUGAUUGGACGAUCCGAGGGACAAGUUCAGCUCUUCCAAAAGAAUGGUCGUGCCAUUGCGGCUCAGUGGAGUAUGGCCUCCAGAACCUGGGUAGAGGUGGGAGAAGUGAUGGGGUCUAGGGACUCUGGAACCAUCGAUGGCGUGGCAUACGAUCACAUCUUACCCAUUGAAGUAGACACCACUGGAGGCGAGGUGGCAAAACUACAAAUUGGAUACAACAACGGAGAAAACCCCUUUGUGGCAGCCCAACGUUUCAUUGAUGCCCACAUGCUGCCGCAGCAUCAUUUGUCCGAAAUUGCUGAUUACAUCCAACAACGUGUAGGAAACUCCAAAACGACGUUGGGAGGAGGAGGUGGGGGCCCGGCUGCAUCUUCUUCCGUGGGAGGUGGACCAGUAGCUGGGGUCCCGAUUGCAUCCUAUGAACACUUGCCCAGCAAAACGUACAAGAGCUUUGAAAUCUCUGAAAAAUCCGCUACAGCCACCUUUGAGAAAAUGAAAACAAAGAUCCAAGAAAUGGGAAAGCUCUCGGAAGAGCAGCUGGCGUGCGUGUCCUCUUUGAUGCAGACAUUGGCGGCGAGCAACCGCUACCACGCCACCAAGCUUGAAGAUGCAGAGCUUAAGGUACUGUUGGACAUGCUGGAGCAGCUACCGCCUGCAGAAGCUUUCCCCUUCCUGGAUCUGGCUCGCUAUGCCGCAUUGCAUCCUGAUGGAGCUUCCACGGCGAGAGCCUCGUACUGGGACCGUAUGAUUCAAAAGGUUCUCAACUUGUCAGAAGACACGAGUGGCCUGGAAGGGCCUGCUGCUGUGGCCAUUCCUAUGCUGUCUUUGCGUGUCUUUGCCAACUGCUUCAAGGGAGGACCUGGGUCUCUUCAGGCAGUAUCAUCGUCGCUUUCACCGAUCUUGGGUCGUGCCGAAGCCCACUCAAAGUCCAAGAACAAGAACAUUCGUCUGUCGGUUGCCACAGUCUUGUACAAUAUCUGCCACUAUAUACAUUCCAACCCCAGUGUUGCGUCGGAGAGCAUUGUGUUGCCCACUGUGACAACCAUCAACACGAUUAUUGAAGCCAAGACAUACGAAACCGAGGCUCUGUACCGUUCCAUGGUCGCUCUGGGCACACUCGUCAUGUCCAACAAGGAGGCAAAAGAAGCUGCGAAGGCCGCGCGUUUGUCGACCAAGGUGGAACCUGCAGCGUCACCCCAUACCCCUCAAGCCAAAAAGCUGGCAAAGGAGAUCUACUCUCUGUUGGCCUAGCCAGCAAUAAUGAUAGAAAACAGUUGAGAGAAAUGGUACACUGAAAACUAAAUUGUAGCUACUUAGAUUUUGUUGCAGUUGCAGAAACAUUCAUGGAUUGAGUUGCUUUGUCAUUGACCUCAGGACCAAACGCCUUCUAACAAACGGUGUCAUGUUGUUUUGCUGUGUUCUAGCUAUACCUGAUCUCCGCUAACGACGGGAAUACGUAUCCUCUGCUGCAUUGGCAAAUGCUGAAAAGAAGUCUGCUCUGGUUCUUUCUUCUAAGGGGAUACAGGUGUCCAAUGGCCAAACCGGCAAAUUGGGGUGGCCAAGGUUGGGUGGUGCUUCUUUUGGCUUGUUGAAAUAUCCCCAGUUAUCUUGGAUCAGGCAUUCGUCAGGUUCAGGAAGAGGGCAUGCACGGAACCUUCCAUUUGGCAGUUGCUGAUAAUGAAUCACCAGAGGCACUCCUGUUGGAAUUCGCAAUGACUCCAAUAUCCCAAGAGCCACUGGAUCGUCCUCUACCUCGCAUAGGCACCCAAUCAAAGCUCGCAGGCUGUUGGCAUGUGCUACCACCAGUCCCGCCGUCAACUCUUCCUCGACAUUCUUUUGGCUCAGUUGACUCUUUAGCUUUGCAGCCAAGUUGAGUGCUGGAGUUACCACUUCAUUAAGAAAUGGACGAACUCUGUUUUGGGCAACCAUGGCAAGGCUUUCGCCUUUUGGCACAUUGUGGGCUCCGCCACAAAUCUCUGCCAACCUGUCAACCUCCAUGAUCCGCCUUUCAUCGUUGUCGUCUAGCGUUGGCGGUUGAGUAUGCCAGCUUCUGCGCCAUUUCUCGACGAGAUCUGGACAAUAACCGAAAACAGAAUUUCCUUCUUCCACGUCCUUCUUUACCAGCCCCUGGAGCGCCCCAUAAUGUCGCUCCGCCAAGCGAUAAUCACAGAUCACUGGAGGUAGCUCCUUUUGAUUAUUUCCAAGCGCCGUGAGACAGGCAUCUGUGGUGUCCAGAGCUCGUUGCAACAUGGAGGUGAAGAUACAGUCAAUGUCAUAGAAGUAAGAUGCCAACUGUGCAGCGGCUUCCAUAGCUUCUUGACAUCCUUGUUGACUGAGCUCAACAUCUGUCCAUCCUGUAAAGCGCUCUUCACAACCCGGUUGGCCUCCAUUCCACACACUAUCGCCGUGUCUGCAAAGCAGCAGAGUAUGAACUGGUAGAUUGUUGGAAAAAGCCAGAGAUGCCGAUGGGAUGGAUGACACAAACACAAAGCAGAAGAGGAGAAUCGUCUGUGCGGAAGCCAUUGAUCCAAGCAUGAACCUGAAUAAUGUCAAGCAGAAGAACUCACUGUGACAGAGCUGAGCAACGCCAGUCAAGUGAGGGAAGGUGGCCAACGAACAACUCACAAGCCAUCAACAGGAGGGCAAUAAAAAGACAUUACCUUACGAUUGUAGACACAGAAGGACAACAAAAACAAGCUGGUGGCGAGACUGAAGCCAGUUGACGCCGUGGUUCUUCUUGUGUCAUAAAGCUCCAAAGACGACGACGACGAAAAGGUAUCCACGAUUGAGCAGUCGCGAAAGAAGAAGUUAUAAAAGCACUAUCCACAUCUUCUUUGGUUUUGGUGGUUGUCGCUUCUCUUUCCAUUUGCUUGAGUACUUCCAGUCGAUCCCAUUUCUUCCCCAUAUCCUGGCCCGAUGAACUGGGCUAUCAUUUGAAACCUUUCUGAUUGAAUGAGACAACCUGAAUUUCUCCACGUACUAGAGAUUACAUAAGUAGCAUUUAGCUAGUAGGUUCUACUUUGUAGCUGCUUUUUGUAGUGUCAAAUCUACUAGGAUGGCAGAAACUGGGUUUCCACUUUGCAUUGAGCGCUUCCUCUCCAAUGAGAGCAAAGUCUGCCAACAUUUGUCCCAAGGCUGGUGUCAUUUUGAAGCCAUGUCCAGAAAGACCUGCAAUGGCGUAGACAUUGUUGAAUUCAUCAGGUACUCCAAUCAAAAAGUUCCCAUCCUCCGUCAUGGUGUACAUGCAAGUUUUGACCUGAAUAUUCUUGGAUAGAGUUUCGGCUUGGUUGUUCCAAGCGGUACCAUGCAGUGCAACCUCGACGCCAUGUUGAUACUCGGCUCUUUCUGGUUCGGUGAUUGUUGCAGGAUUGUGGGUAGGAUCCUCGAUCUUGUCGGAAUAAUUGUGGAUUCCAACUUUGGUAAACUGCUUGUCUGCAUCAGCCACAGGGAUACCAAAGAAUGGUAAUCUCCAAUUGCUGGUGGAGAGUAUCCAUGUUGGAAGUUGGUCUGGUUGAUACAAGUCGGGAUUGUCAGAGCCGGAUAUAUCAAUCCAUCCUUGAACUUGUCGAGUGACAGUCAAAUGGUUUGCCCAAGAGGGAAUGAGCUGGGAUGCCCAGGCCCCGGCAGCAAUCAGAACUUUGUUGGCCGCAAUAGUCAUUUGUUCGUCGUUGCAACUCCGUUCCACCACGAUUUCAACGCUGGGGUUUGAUACAGUGGAUUGCUCCCGCUCUUGUAAGGACACAACUUUGGCUUCUUCCCAAAUUUCACAUCCCUCUUCUCUUUCUGCUUGCUGUAAAGCUUCUUCUAUGGCGAGCUCUGGCCUGACAAAUCCGCCACCUGGUUCCAGCAACCCAAUCAAUUCUGGUCCUUUUGCGUGAUAAUGGAACUGUGGAAACCGUUUUCGAAGAUCUUCAUUCUCCAAGAAUUCGACUGGAAUGUCAUGUUCCUUGGCUGCGUCCCAUGCCAACUGCAGGUAGUUGUUUCGGUGCUUGGUUCCAUCUUCGGUGGGCCUAUCUUGUAGAAUCAAGUUGCCACACUUGUUCAGGAGUUCCACACCGCUUUCUUGCCCCAAACGUUCAAAUUCUCGAAUGGAAAAGUCAAUCCAGGGAAUGUAUCCAGCAUCUUCAAAGUAGGCUCGACGAAAGAUUCUUGUUUCUCCAUGCGAGGAGCCCUUUUCGUGGAGCCGAUGGAAGCGUUCCAAUCCGAGAAUCUUCUUGCCCUGUUUCCCAAAGUCCUUGGCAAGAGCUCGAAGUGCAAACGAUCCAACGCCACCCAGACCAAUCACCACAACGUCGUACUGGUACAUCGUCUUUGCUUGACUACCGUACCAGUACUCAUCAUCUUGGGCUUUUUGCAGCUGAAGCGCGAAGAUCUUGUGAGAUCUUUCGAAAAAAGA